AUGUCCUACGCAUUUGGUACCCUCUUUGACAUUGAAGACCCCAGGCGUAUCACCACACCUCCCGUCUCGCGCAAAAAGCCACCCUCCGUACGCAAUCCCCCUGCCAACCAAGAGCUCGAUGACCUCAUCUGGAGCGAACCCCUCGCAGGCUCGCAAGAGGAGCCAUCCGUUCCCAAGAGCGGCACCGGAGAUGCCGUCUCCAGCAUCCCGCCCAGCAGCUACAGCCGUACGCAGACGUCCAUGGCGCCGAACGAGCUGGAGCCCGCCAUCCAAACCUUUUGGGACCCGCCCAUGAACAAAUGGCGCGUCCUCUGCGCCUGCCUCGUGUACUUCGGCAACGGCCUGUCCGACUCGGCCCCGGGGGCGCUGAUCCCGUACAUGGAGGACUUCUACCGGGUCGGCUACGGCGUCGUGUCGCUCGUCUUCGUGGCCAACGCGGCCGGGUUCGUGGCGGCGGCCUUCUGCACCGACGGGCUGCUGCUCGCGCGCCUGGGCCGGGCGCGCACGCUCGUCGUGUCGGAGCUGGUCAUGCUGGCGGGCUACGCCGUCGUCGUGAGCACGCCGCGCCGCUUCCCCGGCGUCGUCGCCGCCUUCUUCCUGCUCGGCUUCGGCUGCGCCAUCAACCUGGCCCUCAACAACGUCUUCUGCUCCCGCCUCGCCCGCUCCACCUUCAUCCUCGGCCUCGCCCACGGCAGCUACGGCCUCGGCGGCACCGUCGGCCCCGUCGUCGCCACCGCCCUGGCCGCCUCGGGCGUGCUGUGGAGCAGGUUCUACUUCCUGUCCGUCGGCGUGCGCGUCGCCUGCGUCGCCUUCAAUGCUUGGGCGUUCUGGAAUUACGAGAAGGAGAAUGGCGAGGAUGGCGCUGCGGAGUCUAUCUUGCUGAUGGAGCUGGGCCGGACGGCGAGCGCGUGUACUGCUGUAGCUGCUGGGGCUGGGACUGGGACUGGGACUGGGACUGGGGUCGCUGUUGUGGACGGAGAGCAAGAGGAUACGCGGAGCGGACGGCAGCAGCAACACCAGACGACGACGACGACGACGACGACGACGACGACGACGACGAAGCGGGCGUUGCUGAAGCAGGCUUUACGAAACCGCGUCACAAUCGUGGGCGCACUGUUCAUCUUCAUGUACCAGGGCGCCGAGGUCGCCAUCGCAGGUUGGGUCAUUUCCUUCCUGAUCGAUUACCGCGGCGGUAGCCCGGCACAGGUCGGGUACGUGACGGCCGGCUUCUUCGGCGGCAUAACCCUCGGCCGCUUCGCCCUCGCCCCUUUCUGCCACCACCGGCGCAUCGGGGGCGAGCGCCUCGCAGUCGUCGGCCUCACCCUCGGCGCCCUCGCCCUCGACCUGCUCGUCUGGCUCGUCCCCGACCUGCUCUCCGACACCAUCUUCGUCGCCCUCUGCGGCCUGCUGCUCGGCCCCGUCUACCCCUGCGCCCAGACCGUCUUCGCCCGCCUGCUCGUCGACCGCCGCGACAUCGUGACGGCCAGCGUCGGCUUCAUCGCCGGCGCCGGCAGCAGCGGCGGCGCCGCCGUGCCCUUCGCCACGGGUGCCCUCGCCCAGCUGAGCGGGAGCGGGACCUGGGUCCUGCAUCCCAUCUGCGUGGCCGCCUUUGCGGGCAUGGUGGGGUGUUGGUGGGCGUUGCCGGCCGGGAAGGUGAAGAGGUCGAGGGAGUGA
Diplodia corticola is the source of this 1674-nucleotide messenger RNA. RefSeq names its product mfs efflux transporter. The transcript has 2 exons. Lineage: Eukaryota; Fungi; Ascomycota; Dothideomycetes; Botryosphaeriales; Botryosphaeriaceae. The record is from RefSeq and is a predicted model, not a curated record. Gene Ontology annotation, molecular function: transmembrane transporter activity. The coding region runs from base 1 to 1674 and encodes 557 amino acids. Gene Ontology annotation, cellular component: membrane. Gene Ontology annotation, biological process: transmembrane transport.